UUGGACUGAAUAUUCAGUCCUAAAGUAAGUAUUUAGUAUUUGGCCACCUGUCUUGGAUAUUCAGAGUAAAUACAUUUUCAAAGCUGAAUUGUUUGACCAAUUAAUUUUAGUUGAGAAAGAAAGGAAAAAUCCUUUCUUUCUCUCUCUCAAAAGAUAAUCAAACACAAAAUAGAAUGAAAAGAAAACUUAAAAAAACUCAGAUUUUUAAAAAAUGUUUAUUAUUUUCUGAAACAAUUAAAUAAUUCAAGAGUGAUAAAUAAAUUGUGAUGAAGGAAGAGUAAUAAUCUUGUAUUCAUAGGAAGUGAGCAAUUUUAUUGGUGGUCAUAAAUACUUCCAGCUUCACUGAACAUAUUGUACAUUCACUAAACAAGUUAUGCCCGAAACAUGUAUUUUAAACACAUAUCAACUGAACUAAAUAAAGAUGACAGAAUGCCAACUGUUUGAAUUUAUUACACUUCAUAGUGUUUAAGAGUCAAAAAACAUUUUGCUUUUGUUGUUUUGAUAUAAAAUACUGAACAUGGAAUGUAAAAUAGUAAAACUUACUUCACAUAAAAAUGCCUGUUGCAGAAUUUAUAACAUCCCUUCAAGCCAAUCCUUAUUUUGGUGCAGGAUUUGGCUUAGUGGGAGUUGGUGCUGGAAUUGCAGGAUUACGAAAAGCAUAUCAAGUAGCUUUAGUAUUGUUUCGAAGACACUUUAUAAUGACUUUGGAAGUACCUUGUAGAGAUAAAAGUUAUCAGUGGUUACUACAGUGGAUUUCACUAAAUGCACAAAAUUCUCAGCAUAUAAGUGUUGAAACAACGUUUAGUCAACUGGAGACAGGAAAAAUCUCUACAAAAUUUGAUUUUGUUCCAAGUGUUGGAACACAUUUUUUCAAGUAUCGUAGUACAUGGAUAAGAGUAGAAAGAACGCGUGAACAACAAACUUUAGAUUUACAUAUGGGUAUACCUUGGGAGACAGUUACUUUAACUGCAAUUGGAAAAAAUAAAGGACUUUAUUACAAUAUUUUAGAUGAAGCUAGGAAAUUAGCAAUAAAAAGAGAAGAAGGAAAGACAAUUGUCUAUACAGCUGCCGGAUCUGAAUGGAGACAGUUUGGACAUCCUCGUAAACGUCGCCCACUAUCUUCAGUUAUUUUAGACAAAGGAAUAAGUGAAAGAAUAUUUGAAGAUGUUAAAGAAUUUAUUGGAAAUCCCCAAUGGUAUACAGAAAGAGGAAUACCAUAUAGAAGAGGUUAUCUGUUAUAUGGACCACCAGGUUGUGGAAAAAGUAGUUUCAUUACAGCAUUGGCAGGAGAACUUGAAUAUAGCAUAUGUGUACUUAAUUUGAGUGAAAGAGGACUUUCUGAUGACAGACUUAAUCAUUUAAUGAAUAUAGCUCCUCAGCAAUCUCUUAUUCUGCUCGAGGAUAUAGAUGCUGCUUUUAUUAGUCGUGAAGAAUCAAGUAAAGUCAAUAUAGCAUAUGAAGGAUUGAGUCAUGUAACACUCAGUGGUUUGCUAAACAUGUUAGAUGGAGUUGCUUCAUCUGAAGCAAGAAUAGUAUGCAUGACAACAAAUUUUAUUGACAGACUUGAUCCUGCAUUGAUACGACCUGGCCGCGUAGACGUCAAAGAAUACAUUGGGUUUGCAUCAGCUCAUCAGUUACGGUUAAUGUUUGAGAGAUUUUAUCCAUAUGAGAGUAAAGAAAGUGCUGAUAAGUUUGUUUCAACAGCAUUACAGACUAAUAAAGACAUUAGCAUGGCCAUGGUACAGGGAUUUUUUAUGUUUUAUAAAAAUGAUCCUAAAAAUGUAAUCAGUAAUAUUGAAAAGAUAUGGACUUUAUGACACUGAAGAAAAUAAAUUAUUCAAAUUAAAAGUUAAUAUAAAUUGUAAAUAAAGCUAUAUACUGUAAUGCAUCACAAGAGCUAUGAUUUUUAUAAAAUUUUAUAGUUACACACAGUGUGGGCCGAAGGUAAAUUUUUAGAAUAAGUUAAAGUAAAAACGUUUAAAAUACAUAAAAGAUUUCAUAAAUAUAAAAAUAGGAAAAUACUUGCAUUUAAUAGACAUUUAAAAGUAAAAUUCUUUAAUAUUUGCCAAUUUAUAUCGACUGUUAAGUUUUAGAAAUGUAGUCCAAAAGCAUUAGAACUUGAGGAUUAAUGUAAGUCUGAAAGCACUACUUGUUUUUCAAACUACAUUAAGGCAAAUAUUUUUCUGUUUUUAAAGGCGUUUAAGCACUGUUUACCUAAAAAUAAUUAAAUUCUUUAGUGUUUUUUUAUUUCGUUUUCUGAUACUUAUUACAAUACCUUUUAACUGAAUUGAGUUUUAAAAUUAAUUUAUCAUAAAAUUUUGCCUUGACAAUUCUAUAAAUUAGUCCUACCAUAAAUAGGAAAUCUUCCAAUUAUUAUGUUUCAUCAAGGUCACAUUCUAUGUGGUUAAAUGUGUAAAUAUUUUCUCAAGGUACUUUUGGCUCAUUCUGUAUAUAUAACUUAUAAUAGUACUGUACUUCAGUACAGUCGACCCCCCUAUAACACGGUAGAUACGUUCCGUUU
Molecule: messenger RNA, 2521 nt
Organism: Centruroides sculpturatus (bark scorpion)
Lineage: Eukaryota; Metazoa; Arthropoda; Arachnida; Scorpiones; Buthidae
Gene: Bcs1
Product: mitochondrial chaperone BCS1-like
Exons: 8
Coding region: 555-1817 (420 amino acids)
Biological process (GO): protein insertion into mitochondrial inner membrane from matrix; mitochondrial respiratory chain complex III assembly
Cellular component (GO): mitochondrial inner membrane
Molecular function (GO): ATP binding; ATP hydrolysis activity
Source: RefSeq, a predicted model, not a curated record